This is a messenger RNA of Oreochromis aureus, 2117 nucleotides long. It is a transcript of the gene gckr, whose product is annotated as glucokinase (hexokinase 4) regulator. The record is from RefSeq and is a predicted model, not a curated record. Lineage: Eukaryota; Metazoa; Chordata; Actinopteri; Cichliformes; Cichlidae. Bases 110 to 1918 code for a protein of 602 amino acids. Gene Ontology annotation, cellular component: cytosol; mitochondrion; nucleoplasm. Gene Ontology annotation, biological process: negative regulation of glucokinase activity; carbohydrate derivative metabolic process; response to fructose. Gene Ontology annotation, molecular function: carbohydrate binding; fructose-6-phosphate binding; enzyme inhibitor activity. The transcript is spliced from 19 exons.
AAGAUGAGGAAAGUUAAAUCGGGUCCCGCCCACUUCCCCCUUUCGCUCGCAGUUUCUGUUUUCUCUACAAAUCGUUACCAGUGACCAUUUUUGCCAGAUAAAGUGGACAAUGGCAGGAUUAGACUGGACUUAUGGUGUUUCCACUUUACGUCAAUGGGAAUCUGCAGAUUAUGAGCCUUCACUUCCUGUUUCAGAGAAGUCUAACCCCCUGACACGUGACAUCGACCAAGCUUCGGCCUAUAGCAUUGUGAAGAUGUUACAACUUUGUGAUUCUCAGAUGUUCCAGGAAGAGGCAGGAACGGCCUACCAGAGGCUUUUGAGUGACCAAGUGGUGAAAACCUUAAUGGAGGUUGCUAAAAGGGUGGCGGUCAUAAUUAAGGAUCCUCAGGAGAGCUGUGUUGUGAUGAGCGGUUGUGGCACUUCUGGUCGGCUGGCUUUCCUGAUCUCGUCAGGCUUCAACAAAGCACUGAGUCAGCUGAACCAAAGUAAAGUGUAUUCAUACAUCAUUGCAGGAGGAGACAGAGCUCUGCUUUCCUCCCAAGAGGCUCCUGAAGACGACCCCAGACUAGGCGUGCUCAGUCUGAAGAAGGUGUGUGAGGGAAAGAAGCGAGUCUUGUUCAUUGGCAUUUCCUGUGGACUGUCUGCUCCAUUUGUGGCAGGGCAGCUGGAUUUCUGCAUGCAGCACCCUGAAGUCUACACGCCUGUGCUGGUUGGCUUCAACCCUGCACAUCAGGCCAGAGAUGAGCCCAUACAAGACUGUACCUUCACGUUUCACAGUGUGGUACAAAGGAUGCAAGAACUUGCAAAAAGCCAGAAGGCCUUCCUCAUUAACCCAGCAGUUGGGCCAGAAGCCAUCAGUGGGUCCUCCAGGAUGAAGGGAGGCAGUGCAACUAAGAUUCUCCUGGAAGUUGCCUUCUCUGCUGCUCAUGCUGCCACUUUCUCCAACACACCUAUCACAUAUAAUGGCGUUCUGGAGCACAUGAAAGCAUAUGAGAGAACUCUGGAUGUCACGUACUCUCAGACUGACGGCAUCACUGCUCUGGUGGAGGCAGCGGGACAGAGUUUGCGGUGCAGCAGGCACGUGUAUUACCUGGGCUGGGGUUCGCUGGCUUUGCUGGGCCUCAUUGAUGCCAGUGAGUGUACCCCCACAUUUGGUGCAGACUAUGAAGAUGUUCGAGGCUUCAUCAGCGGAGGAUACAGAGAGCUGAAUAACAAUGACGGCCCCUUAACUUCACUGGGCCCCAAGUUCUCCAUAGCACAUGAGGACUUCCUACAUCUGAUCCUGCCGUGUCUUACUGAUAAGGACACUGUGCUGCUAAUCUACACGCACCCCGAUGAUGCCACUGAAGUGGGGAACAUGGCCCGCAGAGUGAGAGAAAAGACGCCCAACCUCCAUGCUGUUCAUCACCAGGCUGAUGGAGACACAGCAGCUUCUUUACAACAAGAUGACAUCAAAAAACUGUGUUUAUCUACCCUAAAGAUAACUUGGCCUCGAGAAACACUUGCUUCAGGGACCUUGCAGCAUAUGCAGCGGGAGCUGUCCACCAAGCUGGUGCUGAACGCUGUGAGCACUGGAGCUCACGUCUUAAAGGGGAAGAUAUACCAGAACCACAUGAUUGACCUGCAGGUCACCAAUACUAAACUGUACCGCAGGGCCACGCGUUUACUCCAGCUUUCUGCAUGUCCAGAGGAAAACUGUGAGGAAGCUCUUUUAAAGGCAAUCUACCGAGUAGACAUGCUGACAGUGGAGAUGACAUCCUCUGACAUCACCACACACACGUGCUUUGCCAGAAACAGCACCAAGGUGGUCCCUCUGGCUUUGGUCAUUUUACUUACCAGUUGGUCACUCAUGGAGGCGGAGUCACAUUUGAAGCAGCAGCCAAUUGUUAGGGAAGCUGUGGCUCAGUGGAUGUGGUAACUGAGGCUGUUAAGCUAAAAUCUUACAUACAAAUCACACAGAUGCUAUUUGAGCACUUUUAUCUCACUCCUAAAUGAACAUACUUCUAUUCUAAUUUAAUGUGAUUGAAAUGAAAUAAGUAAAUAAAUAAAAAGCUAAUGAAAGUUUCAGCCUUUUUGACUCAAGUUCAUUAAAAUAUGUUAGAAAGCCUGACACUCCA